AUUUUUAGGUUAUGUUAUUCUAUUUUGAGAACUUGUGAAUUGGGAAUCGAGAAUUUUAUUCUAUUAUAAACAAUUUCCAGUGUACACGGUCCGUGAAAACAUUUUGAGGAAAAUACAAUAUUAAAAAUCAAUUGUUUUAUUAUUGAUAAUCGCAUGCAAUAGCCUGAACCAUGUUCAUAACUAAUGUUUUGCUUAAAAAGACAAAAAGCAAAAAAAUAAUGGUUAUGAUGGAGAGUGUGGUAUCGGGCCACAAUUUCAACUACAUCCGGGAACGGUUAGCUGACAAGUUGGAGCUGAUCCGCUUUGACCCAUUCAUUCAGAGAGAAAGUGUUUACAAAGAGAAAAAGAAAAUAAGAAGUAUCAAGUAAAUCCAAUAAAUUAUUACCAGGUGUUAUGUCGUUUAGUUUAGAAAUAAAACAAAUAAGUCAUUUAAAUAAUAUAAUUAUAGUAACUUUAAAACAAUAAACAAAUCUUUGGAUACAA
Molecule: messenger RNA, 483 nt
Organism: Bicyclus anynana (squinting bush brown)
Lineage: Eukaryota; Metazoa; Arthropoda; Insecta; Lepidoptera; Nymphalidae
Gene: mRpL33
Product: 39S ribosomal protein L33, mitochondrial
Exons: 3
Coding region: 171-368 (65 amino acids)
Biological process (GO): translation
Cellular component (GO): mitochondrion
Source: RefSeq, a predicted model, not a curated record